Messenger RNA from Drosophila hydei, 922 nucleotides. It is a transcript of the gene Grx3, whose product is annotated as glutaredoxin 3. The record is from RefSeq and is a predicted model, not a curated record. Lineage: Eukaryota; Metazoa; Arthropoda; Insecta; Diptera; Drosophilidae. The transcript has 3 exons. Bases 129 to 779 code for a protein of 216 amino acids.
CCUACCAACUGUAAAUACUAAAUAUACAAAACUUUGCUGGGCAUCACUUUUUACCAGCUGACAUUCUAAGUAGCAAUUCCAACAAAAUUGGCUUAAAAAGUUAACAUUACUAAAAUUUCAUCAUCAAAAUGCCUGUGUUAACUGUAGAAAACUCCGACGACUAUCAGACAUAUAUUAACGCUGACAGAACAACUGUUGCACUGUUUGCUGCCGACUGGGCAGAGCAAUGUGCUCAAGUUACCGAUGUACUCAACGAGCUGGCAAGCAUUUUAGGCGAUAAGUUGCAAUUCAUUACACUAAAUGCCGAAAAAUUCCCUGAGAUAUCAAUGAAACAUCAGAUCGAGGCAGUGCCGACAGUAAUAUUCUUCAACAAGGGCUCGGCUGUGGAUCGCGUGGAUGGUGUGGAUGUCGCUGCCAUUAGUAGCAAGUCCAAAAAGCUAGCUGAAAGUGCAAGCAGCGCUGCGGCAACUGGACAAACCCUCAAAGACCGUUUGACAGCACUUAUCAAUAAGGCGCCGCUUAUGAUAUUCAUGAAGGGCGAUCGAAACGCUCCACGCUGUGGGUUCUCAAAGCAGCUUAUUGCAAUUGUUAACGACACGAAUUUGCCGUACGAAACUUUCGACAUUCUUUCUGACGAAGAAGUCCGUCAGGGUUUGAAGACAUUCUCUGACUGGCCAACGUAUCCGCAAGUUUAUGUUAAAGGCGAACUUAUUGGGGGCUUGGAUAUCAUCAAGGAGCUCUUGGCUAACAAUGAACUUGAAGCAUCGCUUAAGGGCUAAACAUCAGACGUCAUCCCAUUAGUCAAAUGAAAUCUGGAACAACCAUGGCUUCUCACAAAUUUACAAUGUCCAAAAACUUUUAUAAGCAUAAAUAAAAGAAAAUGAGAUGAAUCUUUGACCGAUUGAAGUGUAUCGAAAUAUAU